This is a messenger RNA of Cyphellophora europaea CBS 101466, 1539 nucleotides long. RefSeq lists its product as uncharacterized. The record is from RefSeq and is a predicted model, not a curated record. Gene Ontology annotation, molecular function: transmembrane transporter activity. Lineage: Eukaryota; Fungi; Ascomycota; Eurotiomycetes; Chaetothyriales; Cyphellophoraceae. The transcript is spliced from 5 exons. Gene Ontology annotation, cellular component: membrane. Gene Ontology annotation, biological process: transmembrane transport. The coding region runs from base 1 to 1539 and encodes 512 amino acids.
AUGGAUAUCAAAAAGGAGAUGAAGGGUCCGGAUGACUACGAGACAGAUGUCGCCGUCGCACACUCGGCUACCCUGGGUGUAGCGGAUGAGGAAUUCCGGGAAUACACCGAACUGAGCGGACUCUUUCAAGGCCCGAGGCUCAGGAAGGUGACACGAAAGAUCGAUUUUCGCGUACUACCUCAACUACUUCUCAUCUACCUAAUCUCCUAUGUCGACCGCAGUAAUGUUGGCAACGCCAGACUCUUCGGGGCAGCCGCGGACAUGAAGCUCUCCGGCCAGCAAUGGAAUGCAGGACUGAGCGUCUUUUUCGUGACCUACGGUGCCUUUGCUGUUCCAUCAAACAUUAUGCUGAAGCGCGUGGGCCAAAGGAUCUGGCUUUCCACCUUGAUCACCGGCGUAGGCAUUGUCUGUGUUUGCUCCGGACUCCAGGUCAACUAUGCCGGCUGGAUCUCGUUUCGCCUUCUCCUCGGUGUCGUCGAGGCCGGAGUCUACAGCGGCUGCACAUACGCCUUGACCUCGUGGUACUCGCCUAAAGAGCUGCACAGCCGCAUGACGCUCUUCUACUCUGGCGGUGCUUUAUCUGGCGCAUUUUCAGGCUUGUUGGCCUACGCCAUUGGUCAACUGGACCACACCUGGGGCUACCGAGGCUGGCGGUUUAUCUACGUAAUCGAAGGAAUCUUCACCACGCUUAUCGGCAUCAUCUCAUUCUUUUGGCUGAUUCCUGAGCCGGAUCAAGCCGGGAAGUGGCUGGAUGAUGAAGAGAGGCGCUUCUUGAUCCUACGACAUCGCUUUGCAGCCGGAGGAGAGUCAGGCAUUGCUGAGAAAGAGGAGUUCUCUUGGAAGCACGCCGGUGCAGCUUUCCGGUCCAUCCACGUCUACCCGCUGGCCAUGAUUGGUUUUGCGGUCUCUGGAGUCAUCUACGCCAUUUCCUUCACGUUGCCGACCAUCAUCAACAACUUGGGGUACUCAGCCGCCGAUGCUCAAGCUCUGACCGUACCGCCGUACGUUUUUGCCUGCUUGUGUACGGUUGUGGCUGGUUUCGCUGCGGACAAGUAUGAGAAGCGAAUGCUGUCAAUUUUUGUCCCAAGCAUCUUCGCAGCCAUUGGCUGUGCCAUUGUUAUGUGCACAGUUCGCUUCUCAGGCAUGGAAGGCGCAACGCUAUUUGGCUGCUUCAUCAUGGCGGGAGGACUAUAUCCAGCCGUGCCUUCUGUGACUGCAUGGGUUUCGCUGAAUGUUGCCGGCUCGAUGAAGCGCGCUGUUGCUAUCGCCAUCACCUUUACCUUGACCGUGCUGAGUGGAAUUCUCGGGUCCAACAUUUUCCUCGCAGCAGAGGCUCCCGAAUAUACCACUGGCUUCUCGGUAUCUCUUGUCAUGAUCACCGUGUUCUCGAUCUUCACAUCACUCGCGUACUGGAUGGUCCUCAAGAGAAUCAACUCAAAACGAGCUGCCAUACCAACGGAGGAGAUCAAGGCAAAGUACACUGAAGCAGAAUUGGCCGACAUGGGUGACCUCAGUCCGGCGUUUCGAUAUGCAACAUAG